CGGAUAGACAUGCCCUGUAGUGGCGUGUUGUUCACACUGACAUAUCUGACAGCAGUCUUUGAGAGUGCGGCGGGAUAUAACGCGUCUCUGCUGUUGGAGAUGCUGGAGGCAACGGGGAACCGGUCCAGUCUCUAUACGUUCGACGACAACACACUGGCGGAUUGGCGCUCACUUGUGUGGAAGAAACGGCACGGAGAAGAGUCGCAGCACGCCACCGUGAAAGCAUUGCUUAUCUUCGCCUACUCAGUCAUCAUCGUCAUCUCAUUGUUUGGAAACAUCCUCGUGUGCCAUGUGGUCAUUAAAAACAAGCGCAUGCACUCUGCAACAAGUCUCUUCAUUGUAAACCUGGCUAUUGCGGACAUACUCAUAACUCUUUUGAACACGCCCUUCACUCUGGUGAGGUUUGUGAACAGCACUUGGAUUUUUGGAAGGGGUAUGUGUCACAUCAGUCGCUUCGUGCAGUAUUGCUCUCUGCAUGUCUCCACACUCACGCUCACGGCCAUCGCACUGGACAGACGGCAGGUGAUUUUGCAUCCCCUGAAGCCACGGAUGUGUAUUGAUCAGGGUGCCAUUUGUAUAGUGUUUAUCUGGCUCAUGGCCAGCUGUUUUUCACUGCCUCAUGCCAUCUACCAGAAGCUAUUCACUUUUGUCUACAGUAAAGACAUAGUGCGCUCUUUGUGCGUGCCUGAUUUCCCAGACCCCUCAGAGCUAUACUGGCAGUAUCUGGAUUUAGCCACGUUCAUUCUCCUCUAUGUCCUUCCCCUGCUCAUAAUCACCAUCGCCUACUAUGCUGUUGCCCGCCGUCUCUGGCGGCGGACUGCCAUUGGUGACGUCACCAGCGAACAGUACUUCCUUCAACGCAGGAAGAGGAAGAGGACCAUUAAGAUGCUGGUGUUAGUUGUUGCAGUAUUUGCAGUUUGCUGGUUCCCUUUAAAUUGCUAUGUGGUGCUUCUGUCCAGCCAAGUAAUUCAGUCUAACAAUGCUAUUUACUUCAGUUUCCACUGGUUAGCUAUGAGUUCCACCUGCUACAAUCCUUUCAUUUAUUGCUGGUUGAACCCAGGCUUCAGAGCUGAACUCACUUUCCUGCUGGGCAUGUGCAGAAAUGGCCAAAGGCGGGGUCAAGGGAGACGGAUGCACAGUGGUGGUCGGGGGGAGGAGCCUGAUCCAUUGGCCCCACCCAGUGCUGGGUUUCACAGGACAGCGUGGCCAGAGAGCCAAGCCUCCGCGCAACAAUCCAAUCCCAAAGAGAGUCACGCUCUUAGGUCCACAUCUCUCUGCCAAACAGGAAAGACUGAUAUUCUGUCAGUGGAGCCAAUUGUUGCUGUGAGCUGACAACAUCUCUUAAAUGUCCCUCAAGUGUACAAUUAGUGAUUCUGGAUAUUAGGUUUUAAAACAACCAGGGGUUGUCAAGGGGACCUCCCAUUUAUUUUAAAGUUUAAAGAAAAUAAUGGGUAGACGAACUCUUUACUAAAUAAAAAAAUCAAAUAAAUAUUCUGAGUUCAAUACAAGUUAAGUUCAAUCGACAGGCAUAAUGUUGAUUGCGACAAAAAUUUUUUGGCCCCAUUCACUUCCAUUGUAAGUGUCUCACUGUGACCCAGAUUUGAGCUUUUUUCAGAGAAAAGGAGGGAUGAGACUAAAGACAUUUUUGUGGUAAUCAAUGUUUUGUCACAGAUUCUGUCGAUGGAUCCUGAAAUAUUCCUUUAAGAGAACUUUGUCUGUGCUAUAAGUGUAAUAGUGAAGAAAAACAUCAAAGAAAACAUUAAAGUCUGUACAACUGUCAAUACAACAAAGGGUAAAAUCAAUGACCGGGUUUUUUAGUACUGCACAUAUUUCUUGUUGUUUGAAGACGUUUUGCAACUCAGUAGAGUGACUUUAUCACCUGGAAUGGGAAUAUCUCCUGCAUUUCGCACACAAUGAAGGGACGGACUGCUUUGGAAGUCACAUCCAGUAAAGACAUGUGCAGAAAGUAAAAACAUAAAUAAAUAAAAAAGUGUGGGGUUUACCUUAUGUCAUGUUCUGUGUAAGUGACAAUACCUAAUUUGUUAACAUUGAUUGUUUUGUAAUUAAUUGAAUUAAAGGAAAUGUGUU
Xyrauchen texanus (razorback sucker) is the source of this 2088-nucleotide messenger RNA. Its product is annotated as G-protein coupled receptor 83-like. Gene Ontology annotation, cellular component: membrane. The transcript has 4 exons. The coding region runs from base 10 to 1332 and encodes 440 amino acids. NCBI's taxonomy places the organism in Eukaryota, Metazoa, Chordata, Actinopteri, Cypriniformes, Catostomidae. Gene Ontology annotation, molecular function: neuropeptide Y receptor activity. Gene Ontology annotation, biological process: neuropeptide signaling pathway. The record is from RefSeq and is a predicted model, not a curated record.